Molecule: messenger RNA, 1758 nt
Organism: Penicillium waksmanii
Lineage: Eukaryota; Fungi; Ascomycota; Eurotiomycetes; Eurotiales; Aspergillaceae
Product: retromer subunit VPS17
Exons: 3
Coding region: 1-1758 (585 amino acids)
Biological process (GO): retrograde transport, endosome to Golgi; intracellular protein transport
Cellular component (GO): retromer complex; retromer, tubulation complex; endosome
Molecular function (GO): phosphatidylinositol-3-phosphate binding
Source: RefSeq, a predicted model, not a curated record
AUGGAUUACUCAACCCUCACGAACGAUCCAGACCAACCCGUCGAGUCCUCGCCUUGGGGUUCUCCGCGCGCCGACCGAAACACCUUCCCCACCUCCGGCAACAAUGACAUCCCAUCUUCUCCAUUGCCUGGACAGGGACAAUCGGUAGAGAGCGCGGAGGGUGACCGCGAGGCAGGCAGUCAAUCCCCGGACCUUUCUGCGCAACUCCAAAACGCACAACUGGGCGACCAUGACUACCCCGAGCCCCAGUCACCGUUCGCGACUCAGCAAUCCCCCAAUGCAGACCAGCGGUCUCAGCUCCCCGCACGCUAUCAGACUGGAGCACGCCAGAAUUCCAGACCUCCAGCGCCAGCACCUACAUACAAGAUCCAGGGAAAGAUCACUGGCCUCGAAAGGACCGGCAAGAAGGAUCCUAUUCUUCGAUUUGACGUUCAUACGAAUAUUCCCAAGUUCCGUACGACGCAGUACCGCGAUGUUCGCCGGACUCACUCCGAAUUCGCCAAACUCGCCGACCAUUUAGUCUCGGCUUGCCCGGAAGCUCUUAUCCCGGCUGUGCCUCCUCCAGUCACACCAGCCGGCGCAGGGACCGAUGAGGACGAGAUUCGGGUCAAGGCUGCCAUGCAGCGGUGGCUCAAUAUCGUACUUAGCAAUGAGGUCCUCAUUCAGGAUGAUGAGAUGGUUCUUUUCGUGGAAAGUGAUUUCGGCUACAGCCCCGUCUUACGCAUGAAACAGCCUGCCACUGGUGUACGGCGUAAGAUGCUAAAGCAGUUUGCUCCGCCCCCAGAUGAUACUCCCGAGCUUCAAGGCGCUCGUCCUACUGUCAAAAUGUUCUACUUGGGAUCAAUGGACGCUAGUCAUAAGGUUGACCGUGUCGUCAAAGGCCGUCGAGGUCUUGGAUUGGCCGAGUCUGACUUCGGUGUCAAGAUUGGCCAGCUGCACGUUCAGGAAACACACCCAGGCUUGAGCAUGGCAUACCGCAAGCUGGGCAAAGUAGUUCAGACAGUCGGUGACUAUCACGCUAUCCAGGCGACAGCCGAGGCUACAACACUAGGAGAGCCUUUGAGCUACCACUCCUCGGAUGCGCUGAUCGUGAAGGAGACUCUGACCAACCGACACAUUCUGCUGCGCGAACUUCUUCAGGCCCAGCAGAGUGCCCAAAGCAAGCGUGCCGCGGCAGACCGAUUGAAGGUCAGCUCUUCUGUUCGCCCGGACAAGGUGGAUGAGGCAAUUGGUGCCCUGGAAGAGGCUCAGACCCGUGAAGACUACCUGACCAAGCGCACGCACCGCGUGACGACGAAUCUCCUCCACGAGAAGCGCCGCUGGUUUGACCGCACCACUGCGGACCUUCUAUUCAGUCUGCGAGAGUACACUCUGCGCCAAAUUGAGGCGGAGCGACGAACCUUGGCCACUCUGGAGAGUGUCCGACCUGAUAUACGUGCUAUCGAUGCCUCUGGUGGAUUGAGUCGACUAGGUCGCGAGGCCCACCCCGCACAGCGCCGACCAAACGCUGUCUCGAGCCAGGGUCCUAAGGGUGAUGCUUGGAGUGGUGUCCCCCGUCGUCCUGAAAGCAUGGGCCGCAGUAUGAGCGGCAGCUUCACUGCCCCUUCGAUUGCACAAGAGGAUGACGAUGCGAGCCACCAGGAGACUGGACAGGGUCGGGCUCGAUCUACCAGCCAAGCUGAGUCGAUUGCGGAGGAGGACGAUGAUCGUCUAGAUGCUCGCAACGCUGCCAGCCGGCUGGCCACCAGCACUUUUUAA